Emiliania huxleyi CCMP1516 is the source of this 1710-nucleotide messenger RNA. RefSeq lists its product as hypothetical. Gene Ontology annotation, molecular function: calcium ion binding. The record is from RefSeq and is a predicted model, not a curated record. The transcript is spliced from 3 exons. Bases 143 to 1570 code for a protein of 475 amino acids. NCBI's taxonomy places the organism in Eukaryota, Haptophyta, Isochrysidales, Noelaerhabdaceae.
GCGCCGCUGUGCUAAGGUUUCACCGAGCAGCUCCGCAAGACCGAGGGCCCUCGGUGUUCACAGCGGAGUGGCUGGGGCAUCAGACAGCCGCGCCGGCUCUCUCCAUGUGGAGUCGAACAAGGGUCUCCACAUUCCAUUCUGAAUGAACAGCGCCGCGUCCUCCGCCUCUCACCCUCCGCCGCUCUCGACGCGGGCAGCGGCAAUCAGGGCGGCGUCGCUGGCCCGUGGCACUUCUUCCGCGCCCUUGGUGAGUCGUGGCGGUGAACUCCGCACCAAUGACACCGAGUCUCGCGCCUUCAUCCAGCUGAGAGGAGCGCGGACGGCCUGCGUCGUCGCCGCCGCCUUCUCCAUCCUCGUCCACACGCUCCUCGCUCACGGCGUCGUGGUCGGCUCCUUCUGGUGCCCGCUCAGCCUGUGCGCAGAGAUGUGCGAUGAGCCGGCCGCUCUCACCGACUCGCUCCGCUGGCAGCGCCGCGUCCUCGCGGCCAUCUGCCUUAUGCUCGACUUUGGCGUCAUCGCCACCCACUGGCUGAUGCCGGUCCACCCAAAGUUUGUCGUCGUCAAGUCCCGCCGGCGGGUGAUGCGGGCGCACUUGCUCUCGGGCUCGCUGCAGUGCCUCGGCGGCCCCGCCUUCUUCGCGGCGCUGUACGGUGGCGGCCCGGCCGCCGCUCGCGCCGUCUGCGUCGCCCUUGCCGCGGUUGGCUUCGGCUUGCACGUGCCGGGCGCCCUGUACCUCCUCACCUCGGCCUUUGGCGCGGUGCGGAUCAUGAUCCCCGGCUUCCUGUACGCCACCUCGGCCUACGCGUACUCGCUCGGCAAGCUGCUGACCGCCACCGACGCGAGGCUCGAGCACGACUUCCUCUCCUACUGGCUCGUCCUCCACGUCUAUGCGAUGAACCGGCUGGUCUUCGCCCUCCUCACGCGCUUCAACCUGCUCGCCUCCGCGCGCUACACGCUCUCCAUCCUGAUCGGCCUCGCCAUCGCCAUGCCCGCCGCCCUCGGCUGGGCCUCCUUCGCCUUUUGCGUCUGCGCCAUCGUCGUCUUCAACCUCGCCUUCCUCGCCGCCGCCGACGAGGCGGGCAGCCGGCACCGCGCGCCCCUCGCCCUCCCCCCGGCGUCUCGCGCGACGCAAGACGUCUACUCGGCGAGCGGCUUCUCCAACGCCGCCCUGCUGCCGCGCCACUUUGUCACGCCCGAGGGCCUCGUCGUCGCGCCCGCCCUCGCGGCGGCGGAACGGUCCCUCUCUCCGCGCGAGCGCGCGAGGCUCGUCUUCGACAAGCUCGACACGUCGGGGGACGGGACCAUCUCCAAGGCGGAGCUCGGCGAGCUGCUCGUCUCGUGGGGGCUGCCGCGCUCCGACGCCGCCGCGUGCCUCGCCGAGGUGGACGGCGACCGGUCCGGCGCCAUCGGAUUCGACGAGUUCUUCCACCAGCUGGCGCCCGUGUGGGAGUUCGCUUGCGCCGUCGUCUCGUCCAACGCCAGUGUGGAGGCGCGGCUCGCGCGGCUGCUGCUGAGCGGAGGCGGGGCCGCGCCCAGUCAUAGAGGAACAGGAGGAAGCCCGGCGGCUUAACCGAUGCUUCGAAAAUUUGUAAUUUUUUUGUGUACCUGUGUUAUAGUCUAAUAUAGUGCCAGAGUGCGCGCCAGUCCCGUGCCCGUGUGCGCGGGCGUUUCUCGUGUGCGAGUGGACUCUCGGUAAAAUUAGGACCCUAC